GCCCGUCGAUCUAUGCAGAGCUAAAAGCCCCCCGCGGGUUCGGAAUUGUGUGCGUAUCAGUAGUGCGUUAUUUGUUAUAGACAGACUUUUGGUGAUAUCGAACAGCGUCAUGCCGGAAAUAGCGUCGUCCAAGGCGAAGGGUCCAUCGGCCGAGCAGAAGCUACCGGAAACUAACGGCAAGGGAUCAGCAAGCACCUUGCCCGACCAGGCCGAACGCAACAGAAAGAUCAACGAACUACGCAAGCUGAUCGAAGGUUUUGAUGAUUGUAUGCGACGAAGUGACGAUCUGUUUCUGUGCCGAUUCCUGUACUGUUGUGAUUGGAACGUCGAAGAGUCGUUCGCGCGCAUGGUGAAGCUCUUCAAGUUGAAGGAAGCGAAUCCUGAAUGGUUCUUCCACAAACCGAUCGCCACCUACCAGGAGCUGUUGAACCGGAACAUCAAGUUUGCGCUGGAUCGUCGGGACCGGCGCGGUCGCCGAGUGUUUGUAACGCGACUGGGUGCAAUCGAUUUUUCCACGAUGGCCAUCACCGACCUGGCCAACCUGGACGACAUCUGGUUCGAGCUGAUGCUGAACGAGCCGGAAACACUCGACAGUGGCGUGACGUGUCUUAUCGAUAUGAGCGGCUAUUCGUUGAAGGGUCUGCGGUUUCUAACACCCCAGAACAUUCGUGUCGGCUCGGCGAAGGCUGAUUUGCUGCCGCUUAAGAACAUUGAGUUUCAUGUGGUAAAUUCGUCCGUCUUUAUGAACGCAGCCGUCGCCAUCCUGUACCCGAUGUUGAGCAAGAAAAUCAAAGAAAGUGUCCACUUCCACUAUUCGAACUGGAGCUCGCUGCAUGAGUACGUGCCGGCCGACAUAUUGCCUCAGGAGUAUGGUGGGAGUGCGGGUAAAGUGUUCGACUAUGAAGCCAUCGUCCGGCAGGUGAUGGACCGGGCGGAUGAAUUCGAUCGGUUAUUGACCUUCGGUGGAAAGGCGAUAGUACCAGUGACACCUUCACAAGUACCCAGCGUCACCAAUGGAAAGGCGUCGAAAACGAAGGGGAAACUAAAGGGUGUCGAUAAGAAGAAGAAAGGAAUGAAAGAAGUGCCUGUUGAGGAAUAAGGAUUCUGCUUAGCUAAGCUUUAAAUCGUAGGUUAUGAAAGGACAUUCCAGAGACGAAACCAUUGUUUUAUAAAAACAUUAACAUUUUAUGUAAGAAAAUACGAGUGGACCGUAGUAGGUUUAGAUGUGAUGAAAGUUAAUAAAAAG
Anopheles darlingi is the source of this 1246-nucleotide messenger RNA. Its product is annotated as alpha-tocopherol transfer protein-like. NCBI's taxonomy places the organism in Eukaryota, Metazoa, Arthropoda, Insecta, Diptera, Culicidae. Gene Ontology annotation, molecular function: phosphatidylinositol bisphosphate binding. Gene Ontology annotation, cellular component: membrane. The record is from RefSeq and is a predicted model, not a curated record. The transcript is spliced from 4 exons. The coding region runs from base 110 to 1099 and encodes 329 amino acids.